Ostrea edulis (European flat oyster) is the source of this 668-nucleotide messenger RNA. RefSeq names its product complement C1q tumor necrosis factor-related protein 3-like. The record is from RefSeq and is a predicted model, not a curated record. Lineage: Eukaryota; Metazoa; Mollusca; Bivalvia; Ostreida; Ostreidae. The transcript is spliced from 3 exons. Gene Ontology annotation, molecular function: protein binding. Bases 58 to 606 code for a protein of 182 amino acids.
AAUCUUAACCAUUUCUAUCCCUGGCUAUUUGUUGAGAUCAUUUCAGUACGAUCGAAUAUGUACAGGUUUUUCCUAUUAUCACUAUUUCUCGCCGUGCAGUUCAUUGCUACACUAUCUGACACACCACACCAAAUCGUGACCAAAUACAAAAACUAUUACACAAUAUGCAGUGGACUGGGAUACAAAGAAAAAUCUUGUGCAAGCAGGGAUGUUGUCGCCUUCCAUGCCAAGCUUCGGGAUUCUAUUUCAAAUCUUGGAAGUAAACAGCCAGUCAAAUUUGACACAGUGAUGCUAAAUGAAGGAUCAGGAUAUGACGUCAAAACGGGAAAAUUUACUGCAACGGAGGAUGGGGUGUACUCCUUUAGCUGGAAUGUUCUGGUUUACUCGGGAAAAGAGUUUCAUACAGAGAUUGUGAAGAAUGGGAACGCCAUUGCUUAUAAUUACGCCAAUGGUAGAAUAGUGAAGAGUGGGUAUUAUCUGUCAAGCUCAUCUACGGUCAACAUCAAAAUGAAGAAAGGAGAACAGGUGUGGGUCACAGCACACGGCAACCACGGGCGGUUCCUAUAUGGCGGAAUUUGGCCUAAUUUUUCUGGUUUUAAACUGUAAUCAUUAACUUCAAUGUGGCAAUAAAAGUAUGCGUUUCCCUUGAAAAUAAAUAGCCUAUUACU